This is a messenger RNA of Asterias rubens (European starfish), 3243 nucleotides long. Its product is annotated as kelch-like protein 25. The transcript has 2 exons. Lineage: Eukaryota; Metazoa; Echinodermata; Asteroidea; Forcipulatida; Asteriidae. Gene Ontology annotation, molecular function: protein binding. The record is from RefSeq and is a predicted model, not a curated record. Bases 327 to 2078 code for a protein of 583 amino acids.
GAGGAGCAGAUCUGAUCAGAGAGCCAGACAACAGAAUACACAAUCAGCUGGCGGGCUCCCCUGUCUAUACUGUACGUAUUUAUGCGGGGAAAUCAUCAAGCUGGCGGUUGUUCUUUUGCUGAAACUAGCUCACUGAUUUACCAUUUUGUUGAAUGCUAGUCAGCAGUGAGUCAGUCAGAGUUCUUUUCAGACUUCGUUUUCAACCGAGGAGUGCCUGAUCGCAUCCAGAGAUUUGGGGAUUUUGGAAUUUGAGAAUCGAAGAAGACGGAAGUCUGGAAGUAGCCGGAAGUUUUGAUGAUCAGUAACCGUUAACACACAGCAUAAUCAUGGAGUCCAACAACAGAUCAACUGACAGCGUAGAAAAUCAAAACCAGACACUUUUCCAGGACACCGGUCAAUCCACUAGUAUCCUGAUCAACCUGAACAACAUGCGAAAAAAGGGUCUGCUUACAGACACAACAGUUCAUGUUGGUCGCCAAAGGUUCCCCUGUCAUCGUGCAAUACUAGCUUGCUGCAGCGAGUACUUCCUUGCGAUGUUCUCCAGUAACUUACGCGAGAGCGGGGAGGGAGAGGUGUACAUCGAAAACAUCAACCCAAAAGUUCUGGAGAUGUUGAUUGAGUACGCAUACACCUCGACGAUCGUCAUCAAUGCUGCUAAUGCUCAGGAGCUAUUGGAGGUGGCACAUCGUCUGCAGUUCGAGAAGAUCGUCAGAGCGUGCUGUGAUUUCAUUGAGAGCAAUCUUGAUCUGUCCAACUGCCUCGGGGUGCUCCGAUUUGCCGACAAGCAUUCCUGCAGUAUGCUCUAUAAGGCUGCAUUGAAAUUCAGCCUGGAAAGGUUUGAGGAGGUCUGCCAACAGGAGGAGUUCCAACAGCUGUCGUUCACUCAGCUUGCAGAGUACCUCUCCCGCGAUGCGUUACACGUAAGAGACGAAGAGGCAGUUUAUCGCAGUCUGAUGCUGUGGAUGGACUCUAAUAAGGAUUUCAAUUCCUCAAGUCUGCAUCUUCUGUUGAGAUGUGUUCGUCUUCAUUAUCUAAGCCCGAAACUACUUCAGUCUCUUGCGGACAUCCCAGAAGUCUCUCAAUGUCAAAGUAACCUUGACUUAAUCCGUGAAGCUAUAGACACCCAAAAGAGAUUACAGAAUGGUCUGGAUGAUGUACAGUGUGUUAGUUGUGCAAAGCCAAGACUUUCCACCAUGGAGGAGGUGAUGGUAGUCGUGGGGGGUUACGGAGCAAAUCACGGCUGCAUCACCGACGUGAGAUUCCUGAACCCUGUUGCCAAAAAGUGGGAGACCUUCACCAGGAUCCCAGAACCCCUGAGCGGUUUUUCGGUCACAAACCUAGACAGCUCCAUUUAUGUCAUUGGUGGCAAACUGAAAACCAUAUUUUCCAGUUCUGUGUACAGAUACGACUAUGAGAAUGACAAAUGGCACACGAUGGCGGACAUGAGUUGUUCGAGGCAGUACCACAGCUCGGCCGUGAUCGGGAAAUCCAUCUACGUCGCUGGAGGAGAACAAAAGUUAGAGUUUGUCUCUGAGGUGGAAAGCUUCAAUGCCAGUACUAACAAAUGGACAACCGUCACUAACCUACCGCAGCCCGUUAGUGGUCCGGCUGUGGCAACACACCGUCUGAAAUUAUACGUCAUCGGUGGUCAAGAAAGCCAGUCCACCACCUACGGUCACAUUCAAUGUUUCGACACCGAGAAAGUGCAGUGGUCAAUCAUUAAAACGGUGCCCAUUACAAGUCGCCACUUUCCCGCCCUGACUCUUAACGGAUACAUCUAUAUUCUCGGAGGGUGCGGCCGCAACGGUAUUCAAGUCUACGAUCCUGACACGGACUCGUGCCUACCACCGAUGAACAUGAGCAGCACGGAGAGGCAUCUGUUCGCCGCCGCUGCAAUCAAGAGCCGGAAUCUGAUUCUGGUGGCUGGGGGGAUGCGUAACUACCAGGCUCUGACCACCGCCGAGGCUUUCCAUCCCUUAAGUAACUCCUGGUCGAGCGAGACUGAAAUGCCACAUGCUCUCAGGGUGCAUGGGUGCGGUGUGUCUAUUCGGAAGUACUUAGGACCACCUUUUUACUGAGGAAUUGCCACUAAGAACUAAAACCAUCUGUUGAGCUCUGACUGUUAUCUUCAAGCAACACACUGAAAUCCACACUAAAAAUGAAAGGUGUAUGUUAGUCCUAAUCACGGACUCAUUUCGUUUGAUGUAGGCCUACAUGAUUGUGUAGUGUAUACAAAAAAAUAAUUCUGUGAUAAGGGCUAGUGGGAAUCCAUAUUCUAUUUAUUAGACUCAAAAGUCAACAUUUAAACGCGAUAUUACACUGAAGAGUUGUUCUAUUUCAACUGGAAAGAAAAUGACAAGACCUCCUGACUUGUCCACUCAAGAGUUUACUAGCCGACACUAAAACUACUGGCCCGUGGUCCAAUUUCAAAUUUGAGCCCUGUAUUAAAGCACAUUGUAUUGUAAGUCGCAUAACGUGUAUGGAUAGUAUGUAACAUGCCAUAUAAGCUUGCAGUACCUUGUACAGGUAUUUCAUAAGAGAAGUUCAUUAAAAAUCAAGUAAAUAUUUUGCUGGCUUGCAUAAUACACAGGGACUAGAGCGUACACUCUUUCCAUAAACAGUUUUAAGAAACCUUGAAAAUCAGUAGAGCCAUAAUGGUAUAAUAGGGAUACAUGUUCUCGGUUGAACUACCUGAGUAAAUGAAGUUAAGUUUUUUGUGAGAUAUUUUAUAUUAUUUGAAAAAAAUUAUUCCAAAAUAUUUAUUGAAAAAUGAGGUUCUGAGAACCAAUUCAUAUGACGAAGCCCCCUUUUAAAAAUGUAUUCUAAAUAUGUAUCAAGCUUAAAUUAAAAACCUGGUUCUGUGAUCCACAAUUAUUUAUUAAAACAGUGGUAACUGCAUCAGGGAACAAACCCCAACCAUUUUGGUAAAUAUCUUUUUGCUAGAUACAUACUGACUAGACUAGAGUGCUUAAAAACUUGCCUUGCCUGUUGAAGUUGAAUAAUAUUUACAUAAUGUGUGAAUUAUAUUGAUAAAAGCUUGCAAUAUAAUUGUGUGGCUGUGUGUAUUUGGCAAUGCAAUGCAGUAUCAAUUCAAGUAAUUAAUGUAAGUUACUAAUUCUUAACUCUAUAAUCUAAAACACUGUUAUUGACAGCGUGUAUGCAUUUGUACCAUCCAUUAAUUUAAAGGGAAAGUACACAUUUGGUAAUUACUCAAAACUCAUAUUAACUUAAAACCGACUAGGU